Messenger RNA from Danio aesculapii, 1167 nucleotides. RefSeq lists its product as uncharacterized. The transcript is spliced from 3 exons. The record is from RefSeq and is a predicted model, not a curated record. NCBI's taxonomy places the organism in Eukaryota, Metazoa, Chordata, Actinopteri, Cypriniformes, Danionidae. The coding region runs from base 291 to 782 and encodes 163 amino acids.
CUUUCAAAUAACGUAAUUCAAUAUCAAAUAGCCGUAUUCAUCUAGCACACAGACUCUGGGAGGAAUUAAACAGGCUGACUGGGUUAAACAUUGACAAAAUGUUCAGAAAUGUUUUGAAAGUUACUGAGCAUUGAUUUCUUGUUUCUCUUUGAAUCGUACAUUUGUAUAAAAGAGCUUGUGUUUGACUAAGACUGGCCAAAAGCCUCUCAACAAACUGAUAGAAAAAGGCCAAAGACAAACAUUUCUCAGACUUUUCCUUGAAGGUAUCGUUGCUUUUAACACUGAUUAGAAUGGUUCAUUUUGCAAAGGCGCUGGUCUUUCUCUGCGUGCUGAUUGGAUGGUCACAGACUUUUCCACAGCAUGAUGUCAUCAGAGGGGAUAAAGACGUGACAGAUGCCGACUCGAAAAAGACAGAAGGGCAAGAUGUUAAACUGAUUGCCACUGAUGUCACUCCACCAGUGUGUCGUGUGGUAAAUGACAGCUCAGAGUGUCUUUUAACAUGUGAAAAGACAACCAUUGAAGUGACGUACAUCAUGUCAGACGGCAACGGUUCAGGAAUAAAUCGCACCCGCACAUCUUCCAAUAGCUUUAGUUUUAGCAAAUAUACUCAAUAUGACGGUCAGGAUGAAAAUGGCUACUAUGCAGUUCUUUUGAAAUAUUCUGGCAUCUGCUGCUCUGACGAUUUGGAGGUUUCCGCAGUGGACAACGCAGGAAACAUAGGGAAGUGUCCUAUCAUAAUAAAACGUAUACAACCCAAUGAUUCUAAUAUUCAAGAAGAUUAACACAAGCAAUUCUAGUUUUAGGGAUGCUUUGAUAUGGAAUUUUCAAUACUAUUAACCGAUAACUAUUUGGGAACCUAUAAUCAAUCUACAGAUCAAUAAAUAGUUAAAAUAAUAAUGAUAGCAACAUUUAUGGUAUUGGCUGAUAAAAGGCGUUUAUAGGCCGAUACCAAUUUGUCUGCUGAUAUUGUCAUGAUCGCCUGUGGUAUUAUCAACCUGGGAGAUUCAUUCCGGUACACCCGCAGAACUACAACUCCCAGAACAGUUUGCACCCAUCAACUCCUGCAACAGCUGACAAUAAUCCGGACACUCACACACAGACACAGCUAUAGCUCGUUGUCACUCAUUACAUGGACUAUAUAUAUAUAUAUAUAUAUAUAUAUAUAUA